UCUGUUGGUAGAAGGUCAAAUGACUCCGCAUGUCUGACAGCGUGCGCUCCUGUGUACAUUCCUGACAUGCUCCGCGAAUGACGACGACAACGUUUUGAACGCCGAUGAUGUUUGGUCCACGGUCAUUUCACGUCGCUCCGAAAGUUUGAAAAGACAACAUAAAGUGUAGACCACCUUGAAAGCUCUGGUACAGAGAAAGAAGACACUGGCAGAACCAUGUUCAACACCAAAAGAUUGAAAAAGAAGUCUCAAUCUGUGGACAUUGCCAGCCAAGGAUUCUCCCCGACUCUGGUGCCAGCCUCGCCCCUCAAUAAAGCUGCAUCACCUGUUGCCAAGACAACCACCGUCCUCGCGGUACAAGAAAAUAACACCACUAACUCCCAGCGCCGCAGCCCACGAUGUGGCGAACUGAAGAGAGGCUACACCAUUGAUACCGGCCAGAAGAAGACCCCAGAGAAGAAGGAUGGGAGGCGCAUGUCGUUCCAGAGACCCAAAGGGACCAUUGAAUAUUCUGUGGAAUCACGGGACACAUUGAACAGCAUUGCACUCAAGUUUGACACCACACCCAACGAGCUGGUUCAGCUCAACAAGCUGUUCUCCAGGGCAGUUGUGCCUGGUCAGGUUUUGUAUGUUCCUGAUCCUGAGUACGUCUCCAGUGUUGGAAGCUCCCCUUCCCUCAGUCCCAUCAGCCCUCUGUCCCCCACCUCCUCAGAAGCUGAUUUAGAGAAGGUGACGGAUUCAGAUGGAACCUCCAGACCAGAGGCUGUUCUUCCCCCAGUGUUUUCUGCCCUACGUCAAUCGAGAGUGGUGUCCUCCACCUCCGAAGAGGAAGAGGCCCUUACAGAGAAGUUCCUUAAGAUUAACUGCAAGUACAUAACUGAUGGAAAGGGUUCAGUAAGUGGGGUGUUGCUGGUGACACCCAACAACAUCAUGUUUGAUCCUCACCGGAUGGACCCUCUGGUUCAAACCCAUGGGUGCGAGGAGUAUGGUAUCAUGUGUCCUCUGGAAGAGGUCCAAUCUGCCGCCAUCUUUAAAGAGGUCACUGACCCCAAGAUCAGAGAGACUGUGCCUGAUGACCUGGAACCUCUGCCAUCAGAGAGACAUCCUUCCCAUCAGAAGGACCCAGAGCAGCUCCUGCGGGAACCAGGGGCCAAUGAUAGUGGCAGCACUGCCCCACGCAGCACAGAGGGCUCAAUUUCAGAAGAUGUAUUCACAGAGUCUGAGCUGUCCCCCAUAAGGGAGGAAGAACAAGCAUCCAGUGGGGAUGUCUGUCUGGAUAAGUCCUCUGGCGCCUCUACAGAGUCUGUGCAAACCGUGACACCGGAGGAGCCUACUGGCUUGCAGGUCCCAGGCAGUGCCCGCAGCUCAGUCAGCUGUCCUGAGGAGCUUCCAGUGGCGAAAGCCUCCGCCACAGCAGUGGACAAUCCUCCAGACUCUGCCGCGGAAAAUAAUAUUCAGUCGCUUUUGGGAUCCAAGCAGCACAGUGAAGAGAAGCCACCAAGCACACUCACUACCAGCACCACCACUAGCCAGGCCCAGCACCCCAGCAGCAGCAGCACCUCUCGUCCAGGGUCUGAAAGCGCACCUACCCCACUUGCCACAGACACCCUUUCUGUCACAGCCAGUCCACUGGGAGAUGCCAACAAGGGGACUGAAGUCUCCAAAACAGACUCUAUGCAACAGGGGACAGAGGAGAAAUAUAAUGUAGAACAGGGGCAAAAGGGCAACACACAGAAUGCACAGGGCUCUGCAGAGAGGAGGAAGAGCCCCUCACACAAGUUCCUUUGUCUGCGGGUGAGGAAGCCGAUGAAGAAGACGUUUGUUUCCAAUGCCAGCGCAUCCAUGCAGCAGUAUGCCCAACAGGGCAAGAAGCACGAGUACUGGUUUGCUGUGCCACAGGAGAGGUCAGACCACCUUUAUGUGUUCUUCAUGCAGUGGAGCCCAGAUAUGUAUGGUGAGGGUGUCAGAGGGAUGGGACAAGAACCUGGAUUUAUGGUUGUCAAGACGUUAGAGGUGUCAGAAAGUGCUGUGGACGAGCCCAUCACUGGCCUCAAUGUCAAAGAAUGGGAGGUAGUGUCUAUGACGGAGUACCACCGUCGGAUCGAUGCUCUAAACAGCGAAGAUCUGCGCUCACUCUGCAAAAGACUUCAGAUCACAACCAAAGAGGAGGUUCACUCCAAGCAUGACACUUCCAUCAAAACUGAACUGGAGCCCGAAACAUUCAAACCAAACCUGAAAGAGCCAAGUGAUCUCCUGGAGGCCGAUCAGAUUGAGAAGCUUGCAAGGAAUCUUCCACCACGGACCAUCGGUUACCCCUGGACGUUAGCCUUUGGCACAUCGAAACAUGGCAUGAGCAUCAAGACUCUGUACAGAGCCAUGCAAGGACAAGACACCCCAGUGCUCAUGGUCAUUAAGGACAGUGACGGACAGGUUUUUGGUGCCCUAGCAUCAGAGCCCUUUAAAGUCAGCGAUGGCUUUUAUGGCACAGGAGAGACCUUCCUCUUCACCUUCAAUCCAGAGUUUGAGGUGUACAAAUGGACAGGCGACAACAUGUUCUUCAUCAAGGGAGAUAUGGACUCCUUAGCUUUCGGUGGCGGAAGCGGUGAGUUCGGUCUAUGGCUGGAUGGAGACCUUUACCAUGGCAGGAGUCACUCGUGCAAAACAUUCGGGAACCCUAUGCUGUCUAAAAAGGAGGAUUUCUAUGUGCAGGACAUAGAGAUCUGGGCUUUCGAGUAACUGCGCACGUACACCACAGGGGAAACAGACAAGUCCUGCAUUAAGGCAGAGAGAGGAGUGGUCCUCCUUAGAACAAAGGCAAUGUCCCAACCCCCGAACGGCACAUCACCGGGGCUCCCCAGGCCGGAAGCCAGCUAUCGGGUGCUUGUUGUGCGUUACUACCGAAGUUACUCUGGAGCUUUUUUUUUUUUUGUGAAAAACUACCUUCGUGUGUAUCUUGUUACGGCCUCGUGCAAGCGUAGGGGGGAGAGUCGAGCGGCGGGAUCUCAGUUUCGAGUCAGUGUAAAAGGGAUCACGAGGGGGACUGUGCUGCCCUAUUUGGUCCAGACAGGUCUCCCCAACACCCACUCACCUUUGUCCAUUCAGUAGGACGUUACUCACUGUGCAUCGGGGAGGAAGAAAGAAGAGAAACACAUUCCUAACCAUGAUGGCAUCGUGUCCAAAGUGAGACUAGUGGUAAAACAGGAAGUGGUACAGUCAUACUGAGGGGAGAGAUUUGGCUUGUUGAUUUUGUUCCAUUUUGUUUUCCUCCCACAGUCCAAUUCCCGGUCCUCCUCUCGAGACUAAACUAAUAGAGUAUAUUGCGUGUGGUCGUCCUCCUGCCGUUCACUGUCCUAGCACAUCAUCUGAAAGCACAUAGCUAUAACCAGAUCAGCCAUCGUCGUAAUAUUCUGUUCAGUGGGUGUACGUGUGAGUCCAGCUAACACCGGCUGUACUGUUAGUAGACAGUAACGUGUUGCAAUAGAUUUUGUGGAAUAUGCAAAUAACUGUCCUGUGACCUCAAAUAGCCCCGCCAGGGCCCGCGGCACUUUGGCCGCCACCUAGCGGCGCUUUCAAGAGAGGAACGUUGUAAAGCUUUUACGUCUUCUUGAUAAACUAUUGCUUUUCUGGGUAUCAGUUGAAAAGCCCGAGACAUGGUAAACCGUUUUACAUGCAUAUAUGACAAUUAUAUAUCAGUAUGUAUGAUUAUAUGGAGGUGUAUAUAAUCAUAUAUAUUUUGCUGUUAAGUGUGACAGUGAUCUAUUUGUGCUGACAUUUCAGCUGUUACAAUAUAAUGUAUAUUACCCUGUAAAUGAUGCUCUAUAAAUAUAUAUGACGAAGUGUGGAUUGGUGGGUUUGCUUCUAGCACUUUAAUCUGGUGUAAAAGCAUCAAGGCCAGGUUCUUAGAUUCUAUUAGCUGUAGCUGUACAGUACUUUUUUGUUUAGAUCCAUAAGAUGGUAACUGUUAGCAGAAAGCUUGCGGCUAGCGAUAUCAACAAGGUUAUGCUGCCCUAACACUCCGUGUCUAAAACGAGGCUCACACUGAGAUCGGAAGCGGGGUGGAGUGUGGUUCAGUGCAGUGGCGAGGGAACAAUUUCUCUGCUCGUGGCCUGCCAGGUGAGUCUCAGACAGGUAGGUAUGCUGGCAAACGGACCUGGGGCGCUACCCAAACCUCACCCAACACCACCCCUUUCUGGUCUUCCACACCAGUAUUUGUGUCCUUGUGGACAGUCACAAAGAAUAAUAUGAAUAAUUCUUCCAAUUAUUCCACCAGAAUACCAUGUAUCAGUGAUGUAUAAAUUAAUAAAGAUAAUUUAAUGGUUAUAACCAGG
This is a messenger RNA of Phycodurus eques (leafy seadragon), 4328 nucleotides long. RefSeq names its product oxidation resistance 1a (gene oxr1a). Lineage: Eukaryota; Metazoa; Chordata; Actinopteri; Syngnathiformes; Syngnathidae. The record is from RefSeq and is a predicted model, not a curated record. Gene Ontology annotation, biological process: response to oxidative stress. Gene Ontology annotation, cellular component: nucleus.